CUAGUCACAGUAAACAGAACAAAUGGGCGGGCUUCAUCCUCUCAAUAAAGAAAAAGAAAAUGAAAAAGAAAAAAAAUUGCAACGGUCUUCGUUAUCCAAAAGUAUCUUCCCUCUGCAAAUUCCCUCCUUCAUCUUCAUCCCCAAAAUUCUUCUUUUUUUUUCUCUGUAACUUCAAUUUCAAAUCAAUCUACCUUAAAACCCAGAAAAACCCUAAUUAUUUUACCCCAAUUUCCCCAUUUCUGAUGCAAAUUCAUCUCCACCCAAUAUGCUAAAAACCCUUAAUUUCUCCCUUUCUCUCUCAUCUCAAUCUUUUUUCUCUCCUAAACCAAACCCACUUCCCAAUUUCCCUCCUAAUUCCUUUAAUCUACAAAAGUUCCCUUUUUUCUCAAAAUCCCACUCUCUCUCCUCUAAUUUUAGGUCCAAAGCUAAACCCAAAGACCUAAUUUUGGGCAACCCAUCAAUCAUAGUUGAAAAGGGUAAGUAUAGUUAUGAUGUUGAAACCUUAAUUAACAAGUUAAGUAGUCUCCCACCUAGAGGUUCUAUUGCUAGAUGUCUUGAUGCCUUUAAAAACAAGCUAUCUCUUAAUGAUUUUGCUUUGGUUUUUAAGGAAUUUGCUCAAAGAGGGGAUUGGCAGAGGUCCUUAAGGUUGUUUAAAUAUAUGCAGCGCCAAGUUUGGUGCAAACCUAAUGAACAUAUAUACACUAUUAUCAUUGGGGUGUUGGGUAGAGAAGGGUUGCUUGAGAAAUGCCAUGAGGUGUUUGAUGAAAUGCAGGUACAUAGUAUCCCUCGUAGCGUGUUCUCUUACACUGCUUUGAUUAAUUCGUAUGGUAGGAAUGGUCAGUAUGAGACUGCCCUUGAGUUGUUGAAUAGGAUGAAGAAAGAGAGGGUGGCUCCUAAUAUAUUGACUUAUAAUACUGUGAUUAAUUCCUGUGCUAGAGGUGGGUUGGAUUGGGAGGAAUUGUUGGGGUUGUUUGCUGAGAUGAGACAUGAAGGGAUUCAACCUGAUAUUGUGACUUAUAACACGCUGCUUAGCGCUUGUGCUAGUAGAGGGCUUGGUGAUGAGGCUGAGAUGGUCUUUAGAACUAUGAAUGAGAGCGGGGUUUUGCCUGAUAUAACGACGUAUAGCUAUGUUGUUGAGACGUUUGGCAAGUUGGAUAAGCUUGGAAAGGUCACUGAUCUUUUGAAGGAGAUGGAAUUGAGUGGUAAGUUGCCAGAUAUAUCGUCGUAUAAUGUGUUAUUGGAAGCUUAUGCACAGGAAGGAUCUAUUAAAGAGGCUAUGGGGGUGUUUAGGCAGAUGCAGGAAGCAGGUUGCAUGCCGAAUGCUAGUACAUAUAGUAUUUUGUUGAAUCUGUAUGGUGGCAAGGGGAGGUAUGACGAUGUUCGAGAGCUUUUCCUUGAGAUGAAAGUAAGCAAUACUGAGCCAGACGCUGCCACUUACAAUAUACUUAUACAGGUUUUUGGUGAGGGUGGAUAUUUUAAGGAAGUGGUGACUUUAUUUCAUGAUAUGGUGGAGGAAAAUGUUAACCCGAAUAUGGAAACCUAUGAAGGGUUGGUCUUUGCUUGUGGUAAAGGAGGGUUGUAUCAGGAUGCAAAAGAGAUUUUAUCACAUAUGAAUGAGAAAGGCUUGGUGCCGAGUCCUAAGGCAUACACUGGAGUUAUUGAUGCUUAUGGACAAGCUGGAUUGUAUGAGGAAGCUCUUGUCGCUUUUAACACUAUGAAUGAGGUGGGAAGCAGGCCUAGUGUGGAAACCUAUAAUUCUUUGAUUCACACAUAUGCAAGAGGUGGACUUUAUAAGGAGGUUGAAGCAAUCUUGACCAGGAUGAAUGAUUCUGGCAUACCUAGGAACAGGGAUUCAUUCAACGGGGUCAUUGAAGGUUUUAGACAGGGAGGUCAGUUUGAUGAUGCUAUAAAUGCUUAUGUUGAGAUGGAAAAUGCAGGAUGUGACCCUGAUGAGCAGACACUUGAGGCAGUCUUAAGUGUCUAUUGUUUUGCUGGGCUUGUUGAAGAGGCCGAGGAGCAGUUUCAGGAAAUAAAAGCUUUAGGAAUACUACCGAGUGUGAUGUGUUACUGCAUGAUGCUUGCAGUCUAUGCAAAAACUGACAGGUUGAAUAAUGCAUAUGAAUUGCUGAAUGAAAUGCUGAAUCAUAAAACUUCCAAUAUUCAUCAAGUAAUCGCUCAGAUGAUCAAGGGAGAUUUUGAUGAUGACUCCAACUGGCAGAUGGUAGAAUAUGUAUUUGACAAACUUAAUUCUGAAGGUUGUGCCUUUGGAAUGAGGUUUUACAACACUCUUUUAGAAGCACUGUGGUGGCUUGGCCAGAAGGAGCGUGCAGCAAGGGUGCUGAAUGAAGCAACAAAAAGGGGACUUUUCCCCGAAUUGUUCCGUCGUAACAAGCUGGUCUGGUCUCUUGAUGUACAUAGGAUGUGGCCUGGCAGUGUAUGUGUGGCAAUGUCAGUUUGGCUGAAUAAUAUGGUAAUGAUGUACAAGAGCGGGACAGAUCUUCCAAAAGUAGCCACUAUUGUUGUAGUCAGAAGAGGAGACAUGGAGAAGAACUCUGCCGCAGAAAAUUUCCCAGUUGCAAAGAUGGCUACUUCGUUUUUAAAGGAUAAUUUACCAUCAUCGUCGUUUGAUUUCCCUGAUUGGAACAAGGGUCGCAUUGUGAACCAGAACACCCAGCUAAAGCGACUAUUGUCUGAAUUUCUACCUGCUGCUAAAUCUGAGACAGAAGAAGUGAUUAAACUCACCAAUACCACCUUGCCUCUAUCUUUAUCACGAACAUCCAUGAGGACUAGUAGGAGAGAGAAGCACAAUAGUACGGAUACAGAUACUCGCAAUAGAAGACAGAAAGAGCUUAUGCCUAGUACAGUUUAACAAGGAUGAGAGUCCAUUUGAUUGAUUGUCCACUUUUCAAGGUUCAGGUUUUGCUAAUGACUGUCCUAUUAUGGAAAUUAAACUUCCAGGGUUGUGUUGAGGGCCAAUGCAAAAGCUGCUUGGCAGAAAACAGCCAAAGAUAUACAUACCCUUAUUGCGCGUAACCUGGUCCUUUCAAGACAGUUCAAGACACGGAAUCUCUGCAUAGAAUCCAUGGUUUAUCAGUUUCGACAGCUUAUUGCUACGAUCCAUGGAGCAAGUAGAAUUUCAGGAAGACUAAAGAAGGGAAUUGCUUGCUCUCUGUUAGAUCCACUUGUACAUGAUUACUCAUUAAGAAAUUUUGGGCAUAAGUUCUAGUGUAGUAGUCAGGGAACAGAGUUGAGAAUAGCUGGGUUAUACUUGGUUUGUAUUCAAAUAAUCGGUGUUCUACUUGAAUUCCCCUUGUGUAGAUCCGGUAUGUUUAGAAAAUGAAUCAGAUAAGUUGAAUGUUCAAAGAGCAAAAUUGUUAUAUCUACAUACAGUGUUCUUAAUUAUUA
Messenger RNA from Beta vulgaris subsp. vulgaris (sugar beet), 3405 nucleotides. RefSeq names its product pentatricopeptide repeat-containing protein At1g74850, chloroplastic. Lineage: Eukaryota; Viridiplantae; Streptophyta; Magnoliopsida; Caryophyllales; Amaranthaceae. Bases 266 to 2869 code for a protein of 867 amino acids. The record is from RefSeq and is a predicted model, not a curated record. The transcript is spliced from 4 exons. Gene Ontology annotation, molecular function: protein binding.